ACCAGGCUUUAGCAGCUAGAGGCUCCUCUCAUUCACUGCUCAGCUCCGCGAACACUGUGCAACUAGCUCCCCGGCGGAGGGAUACACUAAACUACCUGAAGAAAGUGUUUGAACCCCUGAGGCUCUACUUUAUUUUUUGGAUUUAGACCCUGUGAGGCUGCAGAUUUAUAAAACCUUUUUGGGUGUUUUUUGAGUGAAACUCCCUCGGCAAAAUGGAGUCCUCUCUGGAGUUUUCCAGCUCUCUGGGCAGUGUGUCCUCGCUGCUGACCCGCUGUCGGACCUUUAAGGUGCUUGUGAUAGGAGACUCCGGGGUGGGGAAGACCUGCCUCACACACCGACUCUGCGCCGGAGACUUCCCCAGCAGAGUGGAGGCCACCAUCGGCGUGGACUUCCGCGAGAGGCUGCUGGAUAUCAACGGAGAGAGAAUUAAGCUCCAGCUGUGGGACACGGCAGGGCAGGAGCGUUUCCGUAAGUCCAUGGUGCACCACUACUACCGUAACGUGCACGCUGUGCUCUUCGUGUACGACGUCAGCCGUCCUAACAGCUUCAGCGGUCUGACUGCGUGGAUCGAGGAGUGCAGGCAGAACUCCCUCGGGCAGGAUAUCCCCAGGUUCCUGGUGGGUAAUAAGAGUGAUCUCCGUGACCCCAGCUGGGCUGACAACCAGGUGAGCCAAGAGUUGCCGAUGACCUUCGCCAAGUCUCAUGGCAUGAUGUUUUUCGAGACGUCCGCCAAGAACUCUCCAAACAAUAGCGGCAACAGUCAAAGGAGUGGCCAGGAAGUGUCGUAUCAGCAGGAUAAAGUGGAGGACAUCGUUUUUGCUGUCGCUGCCAAUCUAAGGAGACAGAAGAAACCUGCAAGCCCCCCCAUGAACGGGUCCUUUAAAAUCCCGAACAAGAGAACACCGGAGAAAAACAUGUGGACCUGCUGCUGAGACACAGAGGGCUUUUCAGAUGGAAGAAUGUUUUGAAGUGUGUGAACGUGCGUGAGAGAGAUGACCAUACUGUGCAUAAUGUUAAUUUUUGACCAAAGACAGAUCUAAAACUUUUUACAGUUUUUCUUUGGAGAAUGAAGUUAAUCCCACACAGAACUUUUAAUAUUUAAAAACUCUUUAAUAAUGUGAGACGUCCUUGUUUGAAAUGUGUGUAUAUUUGUAUCUUAUUGUUUACAAUGGGUGCGAAAUAAAGACUCUGAAUGUAAACAUUA
Molecule: messenger RNA, 1204 nt
Organism: Gymnodraco acuticeps
Lineage: Eukaryota; Metazoa; Chordata; Actinopteri; Perciformes; Bathydraconidae
Product: ras-related protein Rab-33B-like
Exons: 3
Coding region: 213-932 (239 amino acids)
Cellular component (GO): Golgi apparatus; endosome
Molecular function (GO): GTPase activity; GTP binding
Source: RefSeq, a predicted model, not a curated record